Molecule: messenger RNA, 543 nt
Organism: Wallemia ichthyophaga EXF-994
Lineage: Eukaryota; Fungi; Basidiomycota; Wallemiomycetes; Wallemiales; Wallemiaceae
Exons: 2
Coding region: 1-543 (180 amino acids)
Source: RefSeq, a predicted model, not a curated record
AUGGAAUUUGUGAGUAGAUGGUGGAGCGAGAGUGGUGAGAGUGGUGAGAAUGGCAGCAACGGCGACUACACCAAACCACCCAAAUACAAUGCCAGCAUGGAUACGCCCAGGGAUCUGCCCAGCGUCGGCACAGACGAGAGUGACAAGGAGAAAGAGAAAGAGAAGCAAGCCAACUACUCGCCGUACACACCGUAUACACUAGCCCCAGAUUCAGGCACAGAUUCCGCUCAGCACGUCGACAUGCGCAGACGAAUAGGACAAACGAGUCUGGAGAACUGCAGUGUGAUAGAAGGAAUGUUGUCCGAGUGUAUAAACCGGGGAUCUUUCAAGGAUAAGCGGGUAAGGGGAUGUGACUGGCUGAGAGAGCAGUUUUACGCUUGCUUGGGGGAGCAGCGCCAUGCACUGACUGAAUUGGGAUACGCCUUACCCCAGAAUACACCCCAGAAAGACGAUAAGAUACGCAGCCUGGCUGACAGACUCGCUCAGGACAGAGAGAAGGAAGCUGAGGAGGGUAGAGUGCCUUUGAAGGAGAAGACCAAGUAG